Molecule: messenger RNA, 2828 nt
Organism: Nylanderia fulva
Lineage: Eukaryota; Metazoa; Arthropoda; Insecta; Hymenoptera; Formicidae
Product: insulin-like growth factor 1
Biological process (GO): positive regulation of cell population proliferation; cell population proliferation; negative regulation of apoptotic process
Cellular component (GO): extracellular region
Molecular function (GO): insulin-like growth factor receptor binding; hormone activity
Source: RefSeq, a predicted model, not a curated record
UGACGUUUAUUUUCAUCAUAUAAUUAUAUAUACUAUGUAGAAGAAGCUACGGAUAUUUUUAUGAAUGAAAGUAAUCCAAUACGCAAUUUUUUAAAUUUAAAUUUCUUCAUUACCACUACAUCAGCCACAAUGUUAUAUAGAGGAUUACAACUGCGGUAUAUAGCGUAACUGUCUGGCGCUCGAUUUUGAGAGACGACGAGAUCGAGACUUCAAGAGGGUGUCCGACGAGACAGUAUUUAACAUUCUUAAUAAAAAAAAAAGGGAUCGCGCUUUGUUCACCCCUCGUCGAGACACGAAAAGACAGCGGAUAAAGUAUGCAUGACACAUAUAUAUAUAUAUAUAUUGCAGAAAUGGAGAACAGGUCUUGUCUCUCCUCGCGAGGCCAGACAGUUGAAGCCGCCGCGCUUCGGCACAAAAGAAUACAUUAUACCUUCGAGGAAUCCUCCCUUAAAGGGGUCUCGCGUCUGAGGUACUCGACGCGAUUCCCAAAAAUGAGAGAGGCGAAUCUCUCCCGCCGUCGUCUCUCACAUCCAUCCCGUUUCUUUCGGCGAGGGAUGUUGGGUUUCCCACUGCGUGCAACGCGGUGGGCAUGAAAAAGCGAAUUGGUGCCAUCGGACGCGCGCGUCUGGACCACGCUAACGACCCCUCCGUUUUUCUCCCCUUGCCACCCCCCGUGUCGCUGGCCCCACGACCGGUAAGAAUCUGUCUGCCAUCGGAACGGUCUUCUUCCUCCACCUCCUUUUUUCCUCCCCCUCUUCCAUCUUCUACCUCUUCCACUACACUUCUCCCUCCUUAUCGUACCUCUCUCCCUCUGGUCCCUGAAAUCUGGAACAAGAACCGCGUGGCGAGGCAGCCCGGUACCAGUGGCACCGACGAACUCGGUAUCGACGGGAGUCUCUUCAGGACUUCGGGGAUCUCGCAGCAUCGUCUCCACGCCACGCUAAGAUCCGCCGUCGCAGAGAGAGAGAGAGAAUCGUGAUACGACGGAAGAAGUUUCUCCUUCGAGAAGAGAGCAAACUUGGAAAAAAAGACUUCCAAACACGUUAGACUGCACAUUGAGACUGAAGGCAAGCUCUUGAAGAGGCUUUCCGGUUCGCACCGACUGGAUAGAAUUAAUAUAAAUAAUAAACUUAAACGUGACCCGAGUAUCGGCGAAUGUGGAUCUUCAAGUAUCAGGACUCCUGGAACUUUUAGAGGAUUCCGUUUUCCACCCCUUUUUUCUACAACCUCGAUUGCGAUUCUCUAAGGACCUCGAGGGAAACUUUAAGAUGACAGGCGGCGUUCAUGUAAUGACAUGCAAGACAAGACCGGUGCUCUUGUUCGCGUUGCUUCUCUUAAGCAUCCUGAGCAUCCUCGUCGACGGCCAAAGUUUAGCCUUUAGGUCCAACAUCAAGAUGCGGAAACUGUGCUCCCGGAGUCUGAGCGAUGCUAUGACCCUGGUGUGUCGGGAACGCGGCUACAACGAGCCGUUUUCGUACAGCGGCGAGGACGAGCCGAGAGUCGAUCCCGGUCCAGGUCUCGUCGAGGAGUGCUGCUACCAUCAGUGCAGCAUCGAGCAGCUCGAGCGAUACUGCAAGCCCCUACCCGAGGAGAAGCAGCACGUUAUAGAAGAGUCAUUCGGGAAUCUACCUUAUUCCACGAGAGAUCUAUCGUCGGAGCAGAGUCCGCGAUCGGAGAUGGAAUACGACAGCGGUACGAAAAAACGUAAGGUCGAUGAUUUGAAAAGGGGACGGCAGGGGAAAGGUGAUCGCAAUAUUGAUGGGGAAUGCAAGGGGAAGCCUGAUGCGAAAAAGCGACACCGCGGCAGGCACUGCAGAUGCCGUCGUCGGCGUCUGGAGUGUCGCCGAGCUGGCAAGGUUUCGCGCGGCGACGCUAAAUCUCUAGAUAAUAAAUUCGUGACAUCGUCGCCGACAGAGAAGCCUACGUUGUUUCCCUCCACAACGUCACAGUGCUAAAAACAAAAUACCGGUUGUUCUCACACAUACACACAUUCACACGCACACACAUACAUACAUAUAUGAGGAAUUCUAGGAGAUGCGAUUUCUAUAAGAAGGCGGUAUUCUUAGAGUGAAUUCACUUUUUUCUUCAACGCCAUUCUUCGACCUGUAUUUAUCGCAUCACUGGAACAAUCAGCCAAGUUUGCACAUGAUCCCUCAUCGAGAAAAAAAAACAAAAAAUUAAGGACAGAUAUUUUGCCAAUCGCGAAUCUUGGAACAUGAAGGAGGAAAGAGACUCAACACUUCAACGGGAAAUGAUGGGGCUUCUCCAAUGACGCUUUCUUUUAAUGACAGAAACAAUGUCAUUAAAGAAAUAGUGAAAUUCGACUCGAGAUAAAGUCGCGGACUGUAUAUCGAAUACAAUUGUGAUGAACUUGAGUUUAGAAUUCGGGACAAAUCGAAGAUCGUGAUCUCGCAGAGAAAAAAAAGACUUAAGUGACUUCAACGUGUAAAACGUUUCUUUCAAGCGCUCGGGAAUAGCUCGGAUAUUCGCCAGUGAUCUUAGUUUUAUUGACGACUGAUGAUCUCAUUAGUAUUAAAAUUUUUGUUGUAGAUUUAAGGCUUAAGUUAGAGAUUUCCUACUUGAAACACAAAUACAUCCCGAACGCGUACUUUAUUAACGAGUCCAUUAGCGAAUGGAUGAGAAUUUAAAAUGUGGAAUUGUAGUUUUUAAUAAAACAAAUCUAGAUUUAAAACUCUCAUUAGUUGUAGAUAGGAAUUUUAUCACGCUGUACACAUAGCAUAGCGUGAAAAUCUUAUUGGUCAUCCGAAGAUUGCAGCUGAUAUUUACGUUAAUAAUAUAUGCGAUCAAUAAACAUUUAUACGAACUAA